AUGCAUAAAUGCCAACAAAAGAAAAAACUCUUUUACUCUACAGACGUUGGCGACCACCAGCUCAAGUUGUUGAUUGGAGUCGAGGCUAAGGACGUGGCUCACGGUGGUUGCUCGGAGGACUCGCAGUGGCAACGAUUUUGGUGGCUUGGUGGAGCUGAUAGAGGAGGCGAAGAUGGUUGCAAAAUAAGAGCAACUAAGAUUGGGGCACAAUGGCUUGAUCAGGUGGCUCGCUGCGUGAAUUUAGGGUUUCGAUUGGGUGAAUUUGGUGGCUUUGUGGAGCUGAUGGAGGCGCGGAGGAGGGCGAUGGUGGUCGUGGGUCAGGCUGGUGGAGGUGUGGUGGUCGGUGGUUUAGGUCGCGAGGGGUUGAGUGAGUUGGGACUACACAACUUAAGUGGAGAGUUGAGGAAGAAAGGGUUGGGGUUGUCGUGGAGUAAGCACCAUAGUAGAGUGGUGGAGAUGGGAGAACAGCUAAAGGAGAAGCUUUUGCAUCAGCCAAACAACAACUAUUUGGAAGAAGAAGAAGAAGAGUCACUGUGGAAAAGGGUAAGGGAAGAAAGCAAGAAGAUAUGGGUGGUAGCAGGCCCAGCCAUACUCUCAAGGGUUUCGACCUUUGGGAUUCUGGUGAUUGGUCAAUCCUUCGUUGGCUAUAUUGGCUCAACUGAACUUGCUGCUUUUGCCCUUGUUGUGACUGUCCUAGUCAGGUUUGCAAAUGGGGUAUUGGUUGGCAUGGCAAGUGCGUUGGGAACUCUUUGUGGUCAAGCAUAUGGGGCCAGAAAGUAUAACAUGCUUGGAGUGUAUCUUCAAAGAUCAUGGAUAGUGUUGUUCAUAGCCUCAAUACUCCUUCUUCCUAUUUUCAUCUUCACCACUCCAUUGUUAGAGGCUCUAGGCCAAGACAAAACCAUUGCUCAAGUUGCCGGAAACAUUUCUCUCUGGGCAAUUGGUAUCAUAUUUUCUUUCGCAGUUACAUUCACCUGCCAAAUGUUCCUGCAAUCACAGAGCAAGAACAAGAUCCUUGUCUACCUUGCAGCAGUUUCAAUUCCAGUCUACGUUUUUCUGUCAUGGCUUUUAUCUGUUCAGUUCAAUUUUGGUCUCAACGGUGCACUGACAUCAAUACUUUUGGCAAAUUGGAUUCCAAUCAUUGGCCAGCUUGUGUUUAUCAUGACCAAGUGCCCUGACACAUGGAAAGGUUUCUCAUUCUUGGCCUUCAAAGAUCUAUGGUCUGUUAUCAAGCUUUCCCUCUCUUCUGGAGUUAUGUUAUGUCUUGAGAUCUGGUACAACACAGUUCCGAUUCUUCUUACCGGUAACACGGAAAAUGCAGAAGUGUCCAUUGAUGCUCUGUCCAUAUGCCUCAACAUCAGUGGAUGGAUAAUGAUGGUAGCCCUUGGUUUCUUUGCUGCUGCAAGUGUCCGGGUUGCAAACGAGCUUGGAAGAGGGAGUUCAAAGGCUGCAAAGUUUUCCAGUCUGAUAACAGUUCUCACAUCAUUUGGCAUUGGAUUCGUGCUGUUCUUCGUGUUCCUUUUUCUGAGGGAAAGACUUGCUUACGUUUUCACUGCAGACUCUGCGGUGGUUAAAGAAGUUGGUGAUUUAUCACCAUUGCUCUCAUUUUCCAUCUUGUUGAACAGUGUCCAACCUGUGCUAUGUGGAGUUUCUGUGGGAGCUGGGUGGCAAAGCAUUGUAGCAUAUGUAAACAUUGGCUGUUAUUAUGUGAUUGGUGUUCCUGUUGGAGUGUUGCUUGGUAAUCUUCUCCAUUUGGAAGUCAAGGGUAUUUGGAUUGGAAUGGUGUUUGGAACACUUCUUCAAACCCUAAUUCUUAUUACGAUCACAUUGAAAACAGAUUGGGAGAAACAGGUAGAGCUAGCUCGAAAUCGUGUUAACAAAUGGACAGUGGUGGACAACGAAGAGUCACACGAAAGACCAAGUAUAUCUAGCUAA
This is a messenger RNA of Sphenostylis stenocarpa, 1932 nucleotides long. Lineage: Eukaryota; Viridiplantae; Streptophyta; Magnoliopsida; Fabales; Fabaceae. The record is from the annotation of a GenBank genome assembly.